CUAUUGGAAUUGUAUCGUAAAUAAAACUUAACGAUUAUAUGCAUGAACGAAAUGUCGGCAGGUCGAACUGCUUUGGUGUUAAAUAUUAAAACUUAAUCCGAGAUGCGUCUGCUUAUCGUGGUUUUUAUAUAUAUUUGUGGAGCCAAUGAAAUCCAGGUAUUAAUGUCAAAUAGAUGGAAAAUGAAUGAUGUAGAGUACGGUGAACGGUUAUCAAGUGUGGAAAAUAGUGAUAUGAAAAGAUCGCGUGAUCUACUUAACAAGAAGUCAGGACGCCAUAUUGUAACGAAAUGCACAACUAACCAGCCGAUAACAACGGAUCCUAAUUAUAUUCCAAAUAGUGAAGAAGAUGACAACGCUGCAGCUAAAAAGUUGACGGCAGAAGAUGAGGAUCCAGCUAUUGAAGACGGCGAACCCAAGAAAGUGUAUAAACCGCCAUCUACCGGCAAUAGUCCGGACCAUUAUAUAGACGACGAUUGAUUAAAAAAUGUAUUAUAAUAAAUUAUCCUUU
This is a messenger RNA of Papilio xuthus (Asian swallowtail), 508 nucleotides long. RefSeq lists its product as uncharacterized. The record is from RefSeq and is a predicted model, not a curated record. The coding region runs from base 103 to 477 and encodes 124 amino acids. The transcript has 10 exons. Lineage: Eukaryota; Metazoa; Arthropoda; Insecta; Lepidoptera; Papilionidae.